Messenger RNA from Hyaloscypha bicolor E, 516 nucleotides. RefSeq lists its product as uncharacterized. NCBI's taxonomy places the organism in Eukaryota, Fungi, Ascomycota, Leotiomycetes, Helotiales, Hyaloscyphaceae. The transcript has a single exon. The record is from RefSeq and is a predicted model, not a curated record. The coding region runs from base 188 to 505 and encodes 105 amino acids.
GCUAAGGUCAUUUGUCAAUUGCUCUAAUUUUAGCAUCUCCGGGCAAACGUCAGUAAUCUCGACAGCACUCCGGACCUUCUCUAGCGAUAACAAACAUCUCCCUUUCCACCUAUCUGUACUGGCUAAGCAAAUCACAUACACACGUAAAUUACUCUCUCUCCUUUCUCUACAACAUCAACACUGCCUCAUGCCCAUCAAGAACGGCACACCCAACAUGGUUACAGGACAGAAGACAACCAGCCACGCACCCUCAACUCAGAAGGCAUCCCCCUCCCUCCACCCACCUACAACCACCUGUGCAUCACGCCUCUCAUUCCGGGCUCCGUUGAUCUCGUCACUCUGGCCGGGCUGGCCGGCAUCGAUGCAUCCAGCAGCGCCAACCCCAAGGCCAUCCUGGAGCAAGCCCGCAUGCCUAUCAAAAGAUCAAGACAUGUCUCGCGGCCGCAAAGGCUACCCCGCGAGACAUUGUCCAGGUCCGGUACUACAUUGUGAAGGAGACGGGUGACCUAGACGUGG